CAACAACAACAAAUUGUUGAUCAAGAAAAAUCAAAUGAAACGGGAUAUUUUUCAGAUUUAUGGAAUACAUUAACAACAGUGAAUCGUACAUCAACAUGUCCAGGUGAAUGUGUUCAUGCUAUAACAUCAAUAUUUUGUGAUAAUGUUUUAGAAGAUAUAUCUUGUGGUGGACAAUUAUCAAGAUGUUGUAUAUCGAAUAGUCAAUAUUAUCAGAUUUAUGGCCAUUUACCAACAUCAUCAUCAUCAUCAUCAUCGAUGGAAAACGCUGAUAAUUUUGAAUCAACCGAACAGCCACUUUUACCAUCAACAUCAGCAUCAACAACCAUAACCGAAAUGUUUAGCGUUAUAUCGAAUAAUCAUCAUUUAACAACCGCAAAUCGAUUCAACAAUCAAAAUCAAGAAACAUCGACAGCAAUGACUCAAGAACCAUCAAAUGCAAAUAGAGAUGAUUAUAUGGAACAAAAUUCAAGUAUCAAAACAAAUCCAUGUCCAGUAAAAUGUAUAUCAUUACAGAAUACAUUUUGUAUGCGUCCAUUACAUGAUUCAUAUUGUACGAAUCCAAAUGAAGAAUGUUGUUUAGAAAUUGAAUCAACAUUAGAUACAAUGACAAAAAAUUUUAUUAAAUUAGUACAACAAACAGUUGCUAUGAAUCAAACGAAAAAUAUUGGUGCAGAAUUUCAUUCAUCAACACCACCAUCGUCUGCGAUCAUGACACCAUCAACGACUUCGACAACCUCGACGACAACAACACAAUCAUCAUUACCACAAUGUGAUGGAACAUGUGUUGUACCAUUAUUUCAUAUGUUAUGUGAUGAAAUUGAUCAUAAUCAAUAUUGUUCAAAUGGUUAUUGUUGUGUAAAUCGUGAAUAUAAUACAACACCAUUACCAUUAUCAUCAUCAUUACCACCACCAUUAAUAAUUUCAAUAUGUGAUGGUACUUGUUUACCGAUUAUUCUAAGUGGAAUGUGUACAAAACCAUCCGAAUUAGUAUUGAAAACAUUAGAUUGUGGUCAAGGUACUAUUUGUUGUGCACGUGGUAAAUCGAUUGAUCAAGAUAAUAAUGGUGAUACAAGACCAUUUCAUAAUCAACAACAACAAAAUCCAAUUAUAUCUGGUUUACAAAAUUAUCCACAACCACCACCACGUAUACAAUUACCAUUUUCAAUAAGAAAAAAUAAUAAUCAACAACAACCACCAUCGAUUACCAUCGAUACCGGUAAUAAUCAGAAUAAUAAUAAUAAAGUUCAUUUUCGUCCAUCAGAUAAUUUACCAUCAUCAUCAUAUUCAUCAAAUGAUGAUCAAUCAUCAUCGACAUCAUUGAUUAAUGAACAUAAUUUUGUUGUUUGCCCUGGGAAAUGUAUAAAUUCAAUGUUUAAAUUCACUUGUUUAGGUGGUCAUUCAAUUAGUAAACAUUUUAAAUGUUCAAAAGGACAAAUAUGUUGUGCUUCAAAUACGGAUAUUGAAAAAUUGGAAUUAUUUUUACUUAAUACAAAAAUGGUUCAACAACAACAGCAGCACCAGCAACAACAGCAAAUUCCACCUCCGCCACCACCACCACCAAUGGUACAACCGAAUCAACAAUCACCAAUCUUACAAUCAUCAUCAUCAUCGAAUGAUAAACCAAUAGCCGUUUCAAUUCCAUCACCGCCAAUGAUAAAACCAAUAAUCAAAACACAUCAACCAAUUCCAAUGUCACAGCCAUCAUUAUCAUCAAAUAAUGAAAAUAUUCUAGAUCUUCCAUCACAACAACAACAACAACAAUCAACAUCCAUACCACAUCAAUGUGGUAAAAAAGGAUCAAAACGUAGUCAACGUGUUGUUGGUGGUAGUGAUUCAUAUCCAGGUGAAUGGUGUUGGCAAAUAGCAUUAGUAAAUCAACAAAAUAAAUAUAUUUGUGGUGGUGUAUUAAUUGGAAAACAAUGGGCAUUAACAGCAGCACAUUGUGUUACAAAUUAUUUAAGAAAAAAUGAACCAAUUUUUAUUCGUGCUGGUGAAUAUGAUUUAACACGUAAUAAUCGUUUUGGACAAAUGCAAAAAAUACAAACAAUUUUUGUUCAUCAUAAUCAUAAUGGACAAUCAUUGGAUAAUGAUAUUGCCCUGAUGAAAUUAUUAUCACCAAUCGAAUUGAAUCCAAAUACAUGUUUAGUUUGUCUGCCAACAUGGAAUACAAAUCGUACGAUACAGGAUAAAUUAUGUACAGUUACUGGUUAUGGUUUUCAACAUGAAUCUGGACCAAUUGCCCUUCGUAUACGUGAAGCAUUAAUACCGAUUGUCAAUGAUCAAGAUUGUAUAAUGAAAAUAAAUUCUGUUACGGAAAAACAAUUUCUAUUACCAGCAAGUAGUUUUUGUGCUGGUGGUGGCCAUGGUGGUAAUGAUGCAUGUCAAGGUGAUGGUGGUUCUGGUUUAGUUUGUAAUUGGAAUGAUGAUUAUUUUGAAUUAACCGGUUUAGUAUCAUGGGGUUUUGGUUGUGGUCGUAAUGGUGUACCUGGGGUUUAUGUUAAAGUAUUAUCAUUUUUAGGUUGGAUUAAUCAAAUUGUUAGUACAAAUCCAUGAAACAAAACACAAAAAACAUAACAAACCCACCAUUGAUUCAUUUGUAAAAUUAACAUUUU
Molecule: messenger RNA, 2612 nt
Organism: Dermatophagoides pteronyssinus (European house dust mite)
Lineage: Eukaryota; Metazoa; Arthropoda; Arachnida; Sarcoptiformes; Pyroglyphidae
Biological process (GO): proteolysis
Molecular function (GO): serine-type endopeptidase activity
Source: RefSeq, a predicted model, not a curated record